Coccomyxa subellipsoidea C-169 is the source of this 558-nucleotide messenger RNA. RefSeq names its product UPF0016-domain-containing protein. Gene Ontology annotation, molecular function: manganese ion transmembrane transporter activity; calcium ion transmembrane transporter activity. NCBI's taxonomy places the organism in Eukaryota, Viridiplantae, Chlorophyta, Trebouxiophyceae, Coccomyxaceae. Gene Ontology annotation, biological process: Golgi calcium ion transport; calcium ion transmembrane transport; Golgi calcium ion homeostasis. The transcript has 4 exons. Gene Ontology annotation, cellular component: Golgi apparatus. The record is from RefSeq and is a predicted model, not a curated record. The annotation marks the transcript as partial.
GCACAGAUCCUUGUGACGGAAUUGGGAGAUGAGACGUUCAUCAUUGCAGCCAUCAUGGCCAUGAGGCACCCCCGCCUCACAGUUUUUGCAGGGGCCAUGGCAGCACUGGGCGUGAUGACGGUGAUUUCGACUGCCCUGGGCUACGUGCUGCCGAACCUUAUUUCGCGCAAGGCCACGCAACAUGCAGCGUCUGUGCUGUACACCUUUUUUGGGCUGCGGCUGCUCUACAUAGCCUGGCACUCCAAGCCCCAGGAAUCCAACCAGGCAUGCCCCACCAGAGCUCUACAAGACAGCAACUUCCUGAGAUAUAGCAAGGAUCGGAUCUACGCUCGCCAGUUUCUCACAAAGUUCUGCACGCCCGUGUUCCUGGAAGCUUUCGUGCUCACCUUCCUGGCAGAGUGGGGAGAUCGGUCACAGAUAGCCACGGUCUCGUUGGCGGCGGUGUACAACCCUGUAGGGGUGACCAUUGGAGCGGUUGUGGGUCACAUGCUGUGCACGGGCACAGCAGUGGUUGGAGGCCAGCUGCUGGCCAUGAGGAUCAGCCAGCGCACUGUAGCU